Messenger RNA from Besnoitia besnoiti, 1623 nucleotides. RefSeq names its product FFD and TFG box motifs protein. Gene Ontology annotation, molecular function: mRNA binding. Gene Ontology annotation, biological process: P-body assembly; cytoplasmic stress granule assembly. The record is from RefSeq and is a predicted model, not a curated record. Gene Ontology annotation, cellular component: P-body. The transcript is spliced from 4 exons. The coding region runs from base 1 to 1623 and encodes 540 amino acids. Lineage: Eukaryota; Apicomplexa; Conoidasida; Eucoccidiorida; Sarcocystidae.
AUGGCAGCAGCACCUCUCGGCUCCGCGCCCUCUGCAGGCGCGGGCGACGCGUCUGCUGGCGGACCGGCCGAUGUUGGCCCUGGCGCGGAGCUCCCUUACCUAGGCAGUCAAAUUUCCCUCAUUUCCAACACCGAAAUUCGCUACGAAGGUAUUCUGCACUCCAUCAACGCGGAGCAAGCGACUGUGACCCUCCGGAUGGUGCGGUCGCUUGGGACUGAGGGCAGGCGCCAUCCAGAGGAUAUUCCGCCGUCGCCUCAAGUCUACGAUUGCAUUGUGUUCAAAGGCUCGGACAUCAAGGAUUUGACGGUGUGCUCCGAGCCUGACCCGUCGCUGGUGAGCCACUUGAGCUCCUUCCCGCCGGAUCCUGCGAUUGUCUCGGUGUCUGGGCCUGCGAAUGCCGGCGGCUACGGCUCUGCGCCUCUCUCGUCCCCCGAGGCGAUGUACAUGGACCCCGCAGGCGGCGUGGGACGGGGUGCGGGUGCGCGACCCGCGGGGACAGUCCCCUCGCCGUCGCUCAUGGGUGCGACUCCCCACCAGGGUCUGUUGCCGGCGAACCCCGCGGCCUUCCACGGCGCGGGCGCCGGUCUGGAGCCCAGCGUCCCCGGGGCCUCUGCAGGCCCGCGGGGCGGCAGUGCCGGCGCCACGCCGUCGCCCGGCUUACUGGGAAGCGCCUCGUCUCCCCUGCUCGGUGGGGAGCACCAUCCGCCGCUCUUGGGCGCCGCGGGCGCGCCCUCGAGCGGGGGCUUCCCGGCGUACCCUGCCACGGGAGCCGCCGAGGGUCACAGGGACGCAGGCGCCGGGUACGUGCCGUCACCAGCCGGGCAGAACGGGCGGCGCGGCCCACAGAACAUGCACUUCGGGGCCUUGAACGGCGAGGGCACAGGCCUGAAGGGCGGCCGCGACGACGGCGCCUUCGCGGCUCAGCAGAACCCGGGCUACGGGCGCGGCGGGGCCGCAGGGCGCACGGGCCGCGGGGGCUUCCGGGGGCCGAAGGGCCAGCAGGGCGGAGGCCGAGGCUUCUACAGCAACGGCGGCGCGCGCGGCAGGAGCGGCUCGGGCUCCUACGGCGGAUUCUACGGCGGCGGCGGUCGGAAGAACGGCUACUACGGAAACAACUACGCGCCUGGAGCCGGACCCGCCGGCGGUGCCGAGGGGCAGGGACGCAGGGGCUACUACCAGCGUACCCCCAUCGGCGAACUCAAGAGUCACCCGAACGCACAGCUCAAGAGCGAGACCGCCGAGGACUUCGACUUCGAGACCAUGAACAAGCAGUUCGCCAAACCGACGUCGCUUCCGCCUGAGGAGAGGCAGCAAAUGGAGGCGGGCGAAGGGGCUGGCGAAAGUGCGGAAGAGUCCGGGAGCGCGGAGAAGAAGAAGCCGUACGACAAGAACGAGUCGUUCUUCGACUCCAUCUCUUGUGAAGCCCUAGACAAGCAGCAGGGCCGGGAGGAGCGGUUCGAUCGCCAGAAACAGCGCCAGCUCGACGUGAGCACCUUCGGCUCGCAGGCUGCGCACUACAGGCCCAUGCAGGGCUGGGGCGGCGUGGGCGUAGGACGACGCGGUGGCCGGCGGGGACGCGGCGGGAGAGGCCGCAGCGGGACACACAUGUCGGAGGGAAUGUAA